CUUCCUGUGGUUGGGUGUUUACUUGUCAUUUGUUUGCAGUUUUGUUUCCCAGCUACCACCAAAGCCCAGGCUGGCCACCUUCUUGACCCGGGUUUGAAGUCAGCGCCGCGAGGGGUGCCCAAGUCCGCGCGCCAAGCCCUGCACCGGCCGGGCCAUCUGCGGUCGCCUUCGCGGUCCCGCGUUUACCUGAUUAUAGGGUUGCAAAAUGAGUUGACCAAAUGUGGGAUCUUGAAGAACAUGAAUGACUAUGAAGAGUUUUGGAAGCUGAUUCAGGAGGAAGCUAAUGGAACAGAAAUCAAAGAAAAGCUCCAGAAGAUAAAAGUUAAAAUGUUGGACCCCAGAUACUGGCCUCUGGCAGCUCACAGGAGAAGAGAAACCAGGUCUUUGGUCAGUGCUAAUCAGGAUAACUGGCCCUGUCAGAAGAAAUGGAUAUCUUCUCUGGAACCAGUACCAUGUCCAUCUCAAGCACAAGAAGAAUUUCAGCAGCCAGCUCCCAGGGACCUUGUUUCUCAGCUUACUGAGUGGAGGAAGAGAUGCCAACAUCGAGAGCCUGCAGGAAAACACCCCCAAGGACAGGAAGAGAACCAGAUGGCCAGCAAAAUGAACAAGAAGGAUUCCCGAAGUAAGAUAUAUCUUAGACGCUUGCAUCAAAUGUAUUCUACCUCCCUUGCUAACAUGGAAUUCUCCAGAAGGCUGCUGGAGAAGGACGGUCGCUUCGCAGAUGUGCACAUCGAGGGCAGAGCUGGAGGUCUGAAGAAGGACUACAUGAUCCUAGAUGAGCACAGAGAGCCAGAAGAAGCUAUGCCCAGGGAGACAGAGGCAGGAGACCCACUGCCUGCAGGCCAGCAGCCUCACAGCCAGCUUGCCCUCACCUUCUUGAAAUGCUGGAGCUCAGGAUGUACGUGGAGAGAUUCCUCCUGCAAAACAAGUGAGCCCCAAGUGACCCUGUGUGGCAUGCUUAAACAUCCGAAGCACCGGAGAAGUGAUCCUGAUCCUCCCAGGGUGACUGCAGCUCCUGAUGUCCCUGCACCCCUGACCUUGGAGCACAUGACUCUAACCCAUCGUGUUGUGGAGGCUAAGACAGGAAGACGAUACUGGAUUAACUAUGUGGAUGAAGAAUAAGGCUAUAAUGUCAGUAGUAAAUGGGAAGGAUAAAGAAAUGCUGACAUUCCCAAACAAAUGAGGAAAUGAAAACUUUUUAAAAAAUUCAAAAUCAUGAUAAACAAUGCCAUCAAAUGAACCAGUGGAUACUUAAAUGCUUCGAUAAUAUCUUCCUUAUAAAUGUAAAAAUUUCAUUUGGAAACCUAGAAACAUAAACAAGACCAGUAGAAGUAGGUACCAGCAAAAUAGGACAGCACAGCCAGGUAAUGGAGAUUAUAGACAUAGAAAAUGUGAUACACAAGAUUAACAUGGCUAAAUGAACUUUAUAAUGAAGUUUUAAACUAUGAGUAAGGAGCAGGGGGACUGGGAAAUGAAUUUAGAGUGUUUGAAAAAGAAUGAGAUAGAAACUCUAGAGUGGAAAACAUAAUAUGUGAUUAGAUACUCAACGAGUGGUUGAAAGUAAGGUAGGCGACUUCUGGGAGAACAUGGUGGACAAAUAACAGCAGCCACUGAGGCUCUCUGAGAUUACCAGUUUAGAAUCCAGGAGCGGUGCCAUGUGAGGAGUCCUAUGUGAGGGGAGAUGUACCCUGCUGACCCAAGAACAAAGUAAGCUGAGAGAAACCAACUGGAAAUGCAAUCUUGAUGCUAUAACAGGAACAGAUAAAAUCUCAGUGCGGAAGCUGGAUCCCAUGCCAUUGGAAGCCAUGAUUUGAAUUUCCUGCUGCCGAUACUGCGUCCCAAUCUGCAUGGCAGGGAGAGAGACGUGUGAAAGCUCUGAGAGCUGGAAUCGGACCAAAUGGCAUUGAGAGAGGGACUGGCAGGGAGCCCUGCAUCGACCUGCGGUGAGUGAGAGAAAUGGGGACCCUUUCAUAGACUAGGAGGCUCCAACAGAGGACAUUCUGGGAACAGCAGACUAGCCGGAACAGGGUCCUGCAGUGACUUUAGUCGCAUAUUCCCCUCUCUAGCAGGAGUGGUGGGGAGUGCUUGGCUUGGUGACACCGUGGACUAAGAUCCAGUAGGCUAGCCCAAAUCAGGUCCCUGCGCCUGGCGGUGCUCGCUAGCAGUGAAGCAUUCAGUAGGUUGAUCUGGAGGGAUGGGCCCAGCAGAGGCUGCUCAGGUCUGUGUCUCCCUAGUACACUGCAGUGGGCAAGAACACCUAGCUGGCAGAUUCAAACAACUGCAACAGACAAAGAGAAAAAAAAAAAAAAAAAAAAACUGGGCCUCCUACAUAUACUUGUAUGGAAAGAACAAAAAGUAUGGGAAAAGGGAGCAACAAGAAAGGGUCCUCAGUCCCCAAUCCUGAGAACACUGAUCCAGGAAAGGUAAAUGCAAAGGAGGACAGAAAACAUGCAAUAUCAAACACGGCACCAAUAGACAUAAAGCGAUAUCUCCGGAGCCUCAUAGACGAGUUCAAAAGUGAAAUAUUUAACAAAAUAAAGCAAGAAAUAAGUAGAAUAGUUAAAGAAAUGCUAAGCAUCACCCAAGAAAAAACAGAUGGUGGAAUGGAAGAACAGAAAAAAAGGGGAGAAUUGUUUGAUGGAGAAAAUAGAGAAAACAUAGAAUACGUGAAGCAGGUUCACAGAGAUUACCAGGAAACUGAAAACUCUAUUGAAAGCUGGCAUAACAGCUUGAAAGAAACUAAGGAUAGAUUAUCAGAAGUGGAGGACAGAUUUGUAAGGUGGGAGCAUGAAAUGAAAAACUUCUUAAAAAUAACAAGAAAACAAACAGCAAUAAUACAAAGACUAGAAGAUGAUAAGAGGAUCUAUAACUUAAGAAUUAAGAACAUAAAAGAAGAAGUAGGGACUCAAACAAAUGAACUACAAAAGCUAUUCACAGAAAUAAUCCAGGAGAAUUUCCCUAAUUUAGCAAAAGGUAAAGAUACUCAGAUGUAUGAGGCAUACAGGACCCCAGCCACCUACAACCCAAACAGAGCUAUAUCCAGGCAUAUAAUAAUCAAAAUUCCAGAAAUCCAAUAUAAGUACAGAAUUUUAAAAGCCAUCAGAGACAAGAAACAGAUCACUUACAAGGGAACACCCAUCAGAAUUACAGCAGACUUCCUGGCACAAACCAUCAAAUCACGAAGAGCGUGGGGGGAAAUAGUUCAAGCUUUGAAAGAUAAUAACCUCCAGCCAAGAUUGAUAUAUCCUGCACAACUGUCCCUAGAAAUUGAUGGAAAAACAAGGUGCUUCCAGGAUAAAGAGGAACUAGGGGAAUUUGCAACCACCAAUUCAACUCUACAGAGAUUACUGCAGGAUAUUCUAAAAAAGAGAAAUACCAAGAUUCCACAAUGAAUGAAGCAGAAAGCUUCACGGCCACAAUGAAUGAAGCAGAAAGCAAAAUGAAGAGGACAAACUGACAACUAAUGACAGAAAAAGAGCUCAACAGAAAUGAGGCAGAGAAGACUGGAUGGUAGGAGCAACCAUUUUGGAGAAAACAAGACAUCAUAAUAGGUAGUGCUGAUUUAAUAUCCUCUUGUUUUGAAGUCCCAUCAAGCUUUUGUUCUUCUGUGUCCAUUGGUUUUAACGUGUUGUAUCUUAUUAGAUUUUAUUAUAUGUGAUAAUAUAAACAAAAACUUUUAUAGACAAGGAGAUUAUACAGAAACCAUUGUUUAUUUUCUGUUAGUUGAUUCUAAAUACCCUGUAAUACUGUCAUUCUCUUGAAUGGUUUUACAUUGUGGUAUGUUUGAUGCUACAGUAUACGAAGUUAUACCCAAAGAUUUUAAGGGAAGAGACACUAUGGUAACUACUAUUAUGUCGAGAUUAUCUUGUGGUGAAACACUAUUUUGCUUAAAUGGCUAUGUUUUUGACCUCACUGUUUUGUUGUUAUGCCCUCUUUUUUUUUUAUCUCAAUCUCCUUUUUAUUAUCUACUUUUUCAUUUUUCAUUUUUAUCCUUUUAAUUAAGGGAAAAAUAAAUAGCAGAAUAUGUUAUAGUAACUCACUUUGAUUUCCUGUUAACUUGAUUUGAAACUCUGUAUUGCUCUCACCAUCUUGUUUUGACUGAUUUUCCUCCAUUCUGUUAUGCUAGAUAGUACCAAGUUUGAAAGUAUAGGCAACAACUAUGAAGACAAUAAGAUUCAUUGUGAUGCCCAUUCUGGUUGAUUAUUAUCUUCUUUUGAAGUCCUCUUUACUGUUACUUUAUUCUUUACUCUUUUGUUCAAUUUUAUUAUAACUGAUGAUAUAGGCAAUUCUUUUUAACAUAACAAGAGACAUUAUGGUAACCAUUGUUGAUCACCUUGUAUUUUGUUUUUACAUUAUGUAUUAUGUCCAUCUUUUUGAUGUGACUGAAUCUGUCCUGGUAUGUCACAUUUGGUUUUACUUUCUUCAAAAAAAAAAAAAGUAAUAAGAACUGUGGGAGUAAUAAAACCCAAAAUGUGUAAUUGUCAUUGUACAAAA
Cavia porcellus (domestic guinea pig) is the source of this 4494-nucleotide messenger RNA. RefSeq lists its product as uncharacterized. The transcript has 10 exons. The record is from RefSeq and is a predicted model, not a curated record. The annotation marks the transcript as partial. NCBI's taxonomy places the organism in Eukaryota, Metazoa, Chordata, Mammalia, Rodentia, Caviidae.